AUGAAUGUCGAACCUCCCUCGGCCACCUCGAGUUCUGCCGGGUCGGGCGCACCACCCAGCCAACGCAAGGAAAGAGGUGCCAUCGCAGCACAGGUAGGCCUACCCGAAAAUCCUGUUGUUCGUUGUCUUAUGCAGUUGCGCGCCGACGACAAGCCAAUCUCACGGGAGCAGGCUGCUCGCCCUCGGCUGACGAUGGCAUGCAGUGUCGUGCCUGCGAAACGUGUCGCAGUAGAAAACAGAAAUGUGACGAAGCCCGACCGAAGUCCCACAAAAAAAGACAAAACGUUAUCUGAGAUUCUAGACCGUCUGAAGCUCAUCGAAGGAAAGGUUGACCAACUGGGGUUUCAGCAAGUGCAUCCUUCACCAUAUGAACCCUCGCAGCGCAGCCAAACCCGCCCUGCACCUGCGCAGGCAGGCGGAGGCAGCGGGGACUCUGUACCAACUACAGCCUCCAUUCGGCCCUCAGGCCAAACAAGUCCCACGCCGCAAAAGCCUCAGCCUUACAAGUAUGUUUCGGCCGUGCAUAAGCUUAUGGCGUGGCCCGUAGUGCGCCAGGUUCUUGAUUCGGGACAGACUGAGAUUCCCAAUCUCCACGCCGUGAUCCAGGAUCGUGAUCCCCCCCUUGAACUCCUCGAACAGCAAAGAAGCCGGCGAAAGCUGGCCACUGAUGGGAUGGAGGGUCUCACGAUGGAUGAUAGAGCCUUGCUGGGCCUUCGAGUUGAUGCGCACAGAAACCCAACGGUUGUCCGACUAUCAGACCUAGACUGGCCCACGGUGGAGACUCUUUCCAAAGCCUAUUUCGACACAUUCAACUUCAUAUACCCGAUCAUGGACCGACAGGCUUUCAAUACGACCAUACUCACCUCUGUUGUCGAAAAUGGGUUCAACGAAGGUGUGGCGUCGACCUUGGUGUGCCUGGUCUUUGCCCUUGGCGCGGUUGCCCUCGCAGACUCGCAAAACAUGCCGUUCAUGCGGUACAAGGGACAGAUGGGGAGACCGCCAGAUCGGGCAGCCGAUCGACCGCCGGGGCUGGCUUUUUUCAACGAAGCGAGGAAAAGACUGGGCUUCUCCAUGGCAGAGUGCAGCUUGGAGAGCGUGCAGAUACACGCUCUGGCCGGACUGUACUACGAAAGCUGCUCGCGACAUCUGGAGUUUUGGCGGAUGACCAUUUCGGCUUCCAUGGCAUGCCAUGCCUUGAUAUCUGCGAACCCAGGGGAACUGGAAUCACCUCGCCUUGACCUUAUCCGCAGAGUAUUUUGGCACUGCUCGAUCAUGGAGACAUACCUCAACCUGGAAUUGGAAAUCCCUCUGACAGGGCUCGACAAGCUGGAAGGCAAGGUUGGGCUUCCAGACUUUAGCGGUCCUUUUUGUGAAGCAGACUACCUGGGCAACCAAGAGUCGCGAUUCCAAGAGCACUUUGCAUCGCAAAUUGUCCUCCGACAACUGUCCGUGGGCUUCCACGACACCAUGAGAGAUGCCACCGGCCCCACAGCGCCGCCCAUGCCGUUCCCACCUCCCGACCGCCAGACUCAGCCGUCCGAAGGCUCAAACCCGGUGAUUACGACCAUCAACCACCUAGCAUACCAGUUGGAUCAGUGGCGUGCCUUGCUGCCCGUGCACCUGCGGUGGAGUGACGGCCAGGCCUCCGCUUUCUCAACACCCAUACCUGACCUCUUCACUCAAGGCGGCAUGUACCCACCCCAACAGAUGCAGGCCAUGUUCACUGCCGACAUCUCGUCGCCGUCGGCACCCUACCCUUACGCCACGGAUGUGCAAGUCGCCAUGCUCCGUACCCGGUAUUACUACACAAAGUACCUGCUCUACCGACCAGCCAUUUACAAGGCCCUCCACCAUACCAAUAUGCUCAGUACCGAUGACGCCAAGGCCGUUGCUGAGUGCUUGAAGGCCUCGCUCAAGUGGCCCAUCAUCAUGGCCCCCACCUGUCACCGGAAGCGACUUGUGCCUUGCCUGUUUUUCUGGACGCAAAACCUGCUUGGUGUCCUCAUUCUCUUACACCUUUCACAGCAAGUGCCGGUCCUAUCCAACAUUCGGGCUCGCUUCUGCGACAACACCUUCGACAUGGAUGCCACCGAUACAGUCAACUUGUCGAUUGCCUGGAUUCGUGACCUCAAAGACGUUGACGCCACAGCUGAAUGGUGCUGGAACGUGCUUCGAGGGAUGUACCGCCUGGACGAUUAG
This is a messenger RNA of Verticillium nonalfalfae, 2199 nucleotides long. RefSeq lists its product as uncharacterized. Bases 1 to 2199 code for a protein of 732 amino acids. Gene Ontology annotation, biological process: DNA-templated transcription. Lineage: Eukaryota; Fungi; Ascomycota; Sordariomycetes; Glomerellales; Plectosphaerellaceae. The transcript has 8 exons. Gene Ontology annotation, molecular function: DNA binding; zinc ion binding. The record is from RefSeq and is a predicted model, not a curated record.